Messenger RNA from Lineus longissimus, 3873 nucleotides. Its product is annotated as RNA-binding protein 5-like. The record is from RefSeq and is a predicted model, not a curated record. Gene Ontology annotation, molecular function: RNA binding. Lineage: Eukaryota; Metazoa; Nemertea; Pilidiophora; Heteronemertea; Lineidae. Bases 147 to 2969 code for a protein of 940 amino acids. Gene Ontology annotation, cellular component: nucleus. The transcript has 18 exons. Gene Ontology annotation, biological process: mRNA splicing, via spliceosome.
UACUUCCGCCAUUUUACAUGUUUUACGAGAUAUGUUUUGUGAAAUUUGCUGAAUUAUAAUCACGAUUUCUUCUAAACUCCGGUGAAGAGUCCAUAAAUAAAUAGCUUAGGGUAAAGCUAAGCCAGUUAUAAUCAAGCAGUAGACAAAUGGCAAUGAUGGACAAAAUACCAGCUGUCUAUCUACUACAUCAAGUUGCGGUUCCUUGGAAUCCAGCAAUGCCACUGGUACCACUACCAGAUGAUCGUCAGGGGUCUGGUUCAGAUGGGAGCUAUGAAUCUGGUUACAAGUCAGACCAACGAGAUGAGAAUGGCCAUAAUAUUGGUGCCAGGUUCAAUCCGAGUGGCUUCCGCAACGUAUAUCAUGCAAUCAAUAUCAAUAAUGAUGAAUUUAAGGAAAAAGAAAGAGCUAGGGAUAGGGAGAGACGUCUUGACCGUGAUCGGAGAAAAGAUCCCAGUGAACGUGAUCGAAGCAAAGAUAGAUUCGACAAUAUUGAGAGUGUACAAAAUAUUGCAAGUUAUGGUCUAGAGAACAAGAGUGUUGGCUUCAGUAGCCUGUCAGGAAGUGGAAGCUCUAGCCUGAGUGGUGCUGGAAGUGGAUCAAGCAGCCCAUAUACAGUCCUGACCAUGGAUCGAGCAGGGGAGAAGUGGAUGACAGACACACCAACCAAUACGGUCCUUCUAAGGGGGUUGCCACCACAGAUAGAUGAAAAAGAUAUCCGAGCCGAGCUGAUGAUCUUUGGUGUGCCCAUCAAAGAAGUUCGCUUGAUGAAAAAUAAAGCGACAGGUACAUCCCGAGGCUUUGCUUUUGUGGAGUUUCAGAGCGUUGAGGAUGCACAGCGCUGGAUGGAGCUGAAUCAGGGCAAGCUAGUCAUGCAGAACCAGUACCCGGUUAGCAUGUACUACAGUACACCACGUGGAGGUGAACAUGGCAAUCAAGCACGGGAUCACAAUCAGAAGACAGACUGGAUGUGUUCAAAGUGUGGUGCUCACAACUUCCGACGACGAGACUUCUGUUUCAAGUGUAGCAUUUCAAGAGAAGAGUCUGAGAGAACUUCUAGUGAAGAUGGCAUGGAUCAGGUUGGGUCGAAUCCAUGUAAUACUCUGAUCCUGCGAGGUCUCGAUGCCCUCACGUCUGAAGACAGCAUCAUAGCUGCCCUCAACACAAUCACUGCCCUUCCUAUAAAAAAUGUCUGUGUUAUAAAAGAUGAGCUAACGAGUACUUCCAAAGGUUACGCAUUCCUUGAGAUGAACUCGCUGCGGGAAUCAUCACAACUUCUUGAGAUGUUGGCCCACCGGAGCACACCGCUUGAAGUUGAUGGAAAGGCAAUACUUGUCUCUUAUGCUAAAAAUACCUAUACAACUGUGAUGACAACGUUAAGUAGUCAGCCCACAGUACAGUGGUCCGAAGCCACUGGAUACGACUACUCCCAAUACUAUCAAGGGGGAGAUUACUAUGACCAGACUACCGGUACUUACUACAAUUAUGACCAGUCCUACUAUGGCCAGCAAGGAUAUGAUUUCUACAAGCAGACGGCGACAACAACACAAUCACAGCAGCAGACAUCACAGACACCACCCCUACAAUCACCGACAACACUCAGUGAUAAGAAAAAGAAGACUCAAACCGAUAGUACAAAUGCAGCAGCGGCUGUCGCCCAAGCAGCAAUCCAACAGGCGCAGGCAGCAAAGCAGUUCCAGAAACAUCAAGAAGAGAUGCAUAAACACUUGAUCACCCAUAUGCACCAACAACAGAAACUAGCCGAGAUGUCACAGGAGGAGAGGUUGGCCCAUGAAGCACAAGCAUGGUCGCAGCACUCCGAGGAUGAAACAGACAGUACACAGUACACAACCUAUCCUGUACCAGAUGUUUCAACCUACCAGUACGACGAGACGUCGGGGUAUUACUAUGACCCACUUACAGGCUUAUAUUAUGAUUCAAACACACAGUACUACUACAACUCUGAAACCGGUCACUUCCUAUACUGGGACAGCGAGAAAUCGACAUACCUGCCGGCCCCCACUGAAGGUGAUGAAGCUGGGAGGGAAGACGGAAGCAGACCCAAAAAAGAUACCAAAGACAAGAAGGAGAAAGUGAAGAUGGCCAAGAAAAUUGCCAAGGACAUGGAAAAGUGGGCCAAGAGUCUUAAUGCUCAGAAGGAGGCCAUGAAAGAUGUGCGGAAAACAUCGCAGCCGCCUACUAGUAUUUCUGCCCCUGCCCCGAUGACCGCUGUGGUCCCGGCUGAUUUUGUCAAGAAGGAAACUGGUGCUGCUGAUGCUGGCUGGGCAAUGCUCGAGAAGAAGCCAGUUGAAGAAAAGAAACUGAUGCCUCCACCAUCAUUUACAGGGCAGUCGGACACCCCUAAAUCUCAACAGUCAAAAGGUGCUCUGGUUGCUUCCUAUGGCGGGGACAGUGACAGUGAAGAAGAGGAUGAAUCCAGUCAAAGUACCGGCGAGAAAUUCACUGAUAUGAAAAAGUUGGCAUGCCUACUUUGCAAGAGACAAUUUCCCUCCAAGGAAGCUCUUGUCCGACAUACUCAGUUAUCGGAUCUCCAUAAAAAGAAUCUUGAAGCGGCCAAAGUCAGGAUAGCAGCAAGCAACCCAGGAGAUGGUCGCCAAUACAGAGAUCGUGCACAGGAACGUCGGCAGAAAUUCGGUAUACCUGCCCCACCAGAACCGAAGAAGAAAUCUCAGUAUAAGGAAAUGGCUGAAACAUUCUACGAAGAGCCUAACAAGCAAGGCAUUCAAGAAGGUAACAUUGGGAACAAAAUGUUAAAGAAAAUGGGAUGGAGUGCUGGUCAGGGACUUGGUAAAAAAGGACAGGGUAUCGUCGCACCGAUCGAGGCACAGAAGCGACAGAUGACGGCUGGCUUGGGCAUGCGGGGAAGCUCGUAUAAUGUAUCGGCGACGGACAGUUAUAAAGAUGCAGUCAAAAAGACUAUGUUUGCGCGGUAUCAUGAAGCAGCAGAAUGAUAGACAUUCCAUUUAGAUAUUCAUUUACAUAUAUAUCGGGGUCAAAAUGAUAGCAUGAAAUGGUUUUCUAUAGAACGAUGAGAUCAAAACUCGAUAAUUUCCCACUCUGUGCAUAGAAUCUGUACAUCUGUGAAGGUCUUGUGUUCAGUGCAUGAUACUAUAAACCCAUGAAAGGCCCCAUAAGACAUCGUGUGCGUAUAUUACUCUUCCCUGUGCAGUGUGUUACUAUGGAUAGUGUGGCAUGAAUUCAUAUUGAAUUGAUCAUGGCUUGAACUCUUGUUCGUAGUCCCCAGCCUUUGUUUGAUGACUAGCAAUGUUCAUGGAAUAAUGUUUUUGAUGCUCAUGUGAGGAGACUACACAGUUUCUAAUCUGGAAUGAUCAGCAACUUCUGGAUGAGACUUUACAUUUGUCUAUUUAUAAGAGGAAGUUGAAGGAUAGUGAAGCAGAACUUCUAUAGACUUGUAGAAAUGUUGGGGCAGUUAAUUUGUGACUUGGGUGCUUGGUUAUGUAAGUUUGUACAUUCAGGAUUAUUUAGAUACAAAAGCUAGUGUUGUCUUUUAAAAUUCUCCAACUAAAGAUGUCUCUAUUAUGUACAAGGUGUUUUGGUUUAUAAAAUAUGCAGUUAUAAAAUUAAUUUCCUCAGGUUUUUUAGCAGGGAAUUCUUGUCUCUCAAGAAGUAUAAUAUUAGUAUCUUUAAAAAGAUGAUCAUGUUAUCUUUGAUGGUUUGUGAUUAAUCAAUGAUACUGGUUUAAGUCUUGUGAUUUCUUCUUCAGUAUUUUCAAGCUUCCUCCUCUUUGUUCGAUAUAAUCACAGCUGUUAAACAUCUUGUGAAGUUUGUGUAUAUAUUGUAAGAUUGUGUGCAUAAUAAUUAUGUCGCCUAGAAAUAUAGAUUUUGUAAUAAGUA